Messenger RNA from Uncinocarpus reesii 1704, 2421 nucleotides. RefSeq lists its product as uncharacterized. The record is from RefSeq and is a predicted model, not a curated record. Gene Ontology annotation, biological process: maturation of SSU-rRNA from tricistronic rRNA transcript (SSU-rRNA, 5.8S rRNA, LSU-rRNA). Gene Ontology annotation, molecular function: protein binding. The coding region runs from base 1 to 2421 and encodes 806 amino acids. The transcript is spliced from 2 exons. NCBI's taxonomy places the organism in Eukaryota, Fungi, Ascomycota, Eurotiomycetes, Onygenales, Onygenaceae. Gene Ontology annotation, cellular component: nucleolus.
AUGCCCAGCCAAAAACGCUCCCGAGCGCCAGUCUCGAAGAUCUCCUCCGCGGCAGCUCCAGGAGCUUCAGGCACUCCAGUCGCCGGCAACAAAUCAUCCGUGAUUCGCUCCGCGUUCUCACCUUCAGAAUAUCAAUUGGCCCUUUUUGCCUCAGUGAUCCAGGGGCUGGAUGCUCAGCAUCUGCGGAUACAUGAUAUCAACUCCGGCCGAUUACGCUGUGAACAUGCGGUGAACCCAAAGGAGGCUAUCACUUCAUUGGACUGGGGAUACUACGGCGAUUCACAUGCAGAUAGAGAUCAGCAUUUGAAGAAAAAGCGCAAGCGGAGUUCUGGCGUCAAUGGUAUCGUGGAUGCUUCGGAACCGGGAGAUGCGGUGGUCGCGUUUGGUACGAGCUCAUCGGAGAUUCGAAUGUACUCUCCUGCAGAGGGUAAGGUUGUUGCGACCCUUACCGGCGGACAUGAACGGGGGAUCAGAGAUUUUAGGUUCACAAUUGAAAAGCCAGGCGUGGAAGGGUGGAGUAUUGGAGGUGAUGGAAAGCUCGUGCAGUGGAAUUUACAGACUGGCACUGCAACACGAGUGUCCUUUAGCGCUAUGCGAAACACCGUACAUACAUUGAUAUCAUCGUCUAAUGAUUUAGCGUCUCUAUCCGAAUUCUUCCUUGCGACUGAUUCAGAUCGCUACAUAAAUUUAUUCGACAUUCAAAAGAAAAAGCUCCUGGGCUCUUUAGUAACAGACAAGGAGAUCGAGUCCAUAGCAUUUUACGCUGCGAGCUCAAAGUCGCGAAAUAAGAAAGAUGAGGCUUCGAGAUCGGCGUUAUUCCAAAAGCAACUCCUCGCUGCGGUCACUAAAGACGGAGCGAUUGAGUUGUUCACAAGGCCCUUCCAUCAAGCUGGCGAGCCGCAGUCUGCUAGCACGCUAUCUAGUCUCAAGUCUCGGCUAAAGGCUGCGACGCGUCGAUCAGACGCUUGUGUCAAAAUCGUCAAGCCUGACGCCUCGAGAACUAUGGUUCCCAUCCUCUCCGUUUGUUUUGACGGUUCUGACAUCGUUGUCGCAUGGGUAGAAGCAGGUGCUAAUGUUGUAUUCGACCGGGUACGCUGGCGGGACGAGGAUUCAGAAGAGUUAGCUCUUCACGGUGAAAACGAGAUUGCUCGCGGCAAGUCUGCGUCAAUGGUUGGAUCUGCACUGAUGAACGGUGUGAAAAACAUGGGUAAAAGCCAUGUAGACGAAUCGCGUGCGACUGUGGAACAGGGUGGCUUCGCGGAGGGACUUGCGACGGACGGUCAAGCGGACGAUGUGUCCGGGACAAGUGAUGAAGAAGAUGAUUCAGAAGCAGAGCCGGAAGUGCAUGAAGAGCUCCCGCCUGCUGAGAGCUUGUCAAAAGCAGACGAUGAUGUCGAUAUGGCCGAUGUCGAUGCUGAAGAUGAGGCAGACGAAGGAGAACCCUCUUUCGGUGACCUCGUCCGCGCCAACACCGCGAAACAAAUCGAUGUCGCAGCAGAACUCGACGAAACCGAAACGGGAGCACUAACCACUACCAGGCCGUCUAAAUCACUCAAUCAGCUAUCCGCUGGCCUUUCUCUUGCCACCGUUCUCUCGCAAUCCCUCAAGACCAACGACCACAACCUCCUCGAAUCUUGCUUGCACACCACCGACGUAAACAUUGUACGCGCCACCAUCCAACGCCUAGAUUCCUCCCUCGCUGCCACUUUACUCCAAAAGCUCGCUGAGCGCCUAUCUUCCAGACCAGGCCGCUAUGGUAACCUACUAGUUUGGGUGCAAUGGACAUGCGUCGCGCACGGCGGCUCGAUAGCAGGACACCCAGAAAUACUGAAGCGAAUGACCUCUCUAUUCAAAGUUUUGGAUCAGCGCUCAGCCAGUCUCUCGUCCUUGUUGCUGCUAAAGGGGAAAUUGGACAUGCUGGACGCCCAACUGGGAUUGAGACGGAGCUUGAAUCAAGCCCGGGAGGGACGGACUGAGAGUGAGGAUGACGAUGUGAUCUACGUUGAAGGGCAAGAAGAUGUGGUAGAAAGCGAGGAUGAGGAACGGCUUGCUAUUGAGGAUGUCGGGGGGUCGCGGGGUGCUCACGACGUUGAUAUGGGUGAUGUCAGCGGUGAAGAUGCCGAGGAGGAAGAAGAUGAUGAGGAGGAUAUGCCCAUGGUAGUUAAUGGCAUUGCGUCGGAUGAGGAAGGUGAUGAAAAUGAUGAGGAAGACGAAGAGCUUAUUGACGAUGAAGCCGAAGAAUCCAACGACGGCGCAGAUGACGCAAGUGAGGAUGAGGAUGAGGAUGAAGAUGAAGAUGAAGAGGAUCUAGGAAGCAUGGUCGAUUUCAUCGCGGACUCGGAUGAGGACUCUGAAAUUGUCGACGAUCCACCGUCGUCGUCGUCGAAAUCCAAAAUAAAAAAGGGUAAAAGUCGAGGGUAA